Fulvia fulva is the source of this 840-nucleotide messenger RNA. RefSeq lists its product as uncharacterized. Bases 1 to 840 code for a protein of 279 amino acids. The record is from RefSeq and is a predicted model, not a curated record. NCBI's taxonomy places the organism in Eukaryota, Fungi, Ascomycota, Dothideomycetes, Mycosphaerellales, Mycosphaerellaceae. Gene Ontology annotation, molecular function: catalytic activity. Gene Ontology annotation, biological process: DNA repair. The transcript has a single exon.
AUGCACGACAAGUACUCUUUCACCAACAUCACGCUGGAGGACUUCCACGUUAUAUUGGACAGCUAUGCCGGCAUCGUACCGUCAAAGCUCAGCGACCUCGACAAAGCCCGAUAUGACACUGUACCAACUGGACUGGAGACCACCACGGAUGAUCCAUCUACACUGACCAAAGCAGAAGUCGUUACGCUAGUCGACUGGAAGCUAUCACACGCCACUUUCAGACCAACUUUGAAAGCUCUCGUGAACCAAAAUGACGAAGACACCAUUGCACAGGUCACUGCCACCGCCUUCGAAACAUUCUCAAAGGAUCCGAAGAGCAAUGCCAAGCCGGCUCUGGCCGAACUGACAAAGCUGAAAGGCAUUGGCCCAGCGACCGCCAGCUUACUGUUGAGCGUCUACGAUCCGGAUCACGCACCCUUCUUCUCUGACGAACUCUUCCGCUGGGCAUUCUGCGAUGCCGGCAAAGGCAAAGGAUGGGAUCGACCUAUCAAGUAUACGCCGAAGGAGUACCUGGAGCUGUUUGGAAAGGUUCAGGAACUGCGACAGCGACUUGAAGUCAAAGCUGUCGAGGCAGAGAAGGUUGCGUAUGUCCUAGGCAAGCGAGCUGCUGGCGUGAAGCUGUCCAAGGAUGAGGCUCAAGCAUCGACAACGCAGAGCGACACGAAGCGGAAAGCUGCAAGUCAUGAUGAAAGAGCACUCAAGACCACCAAGCCCGCAAAGGAGAAGGCUGUCGCGCCCGCUGUCAAGAGGUCAAAGCUUGACACUGCUGAUAAUCAGCCAGCUACCACUACGAGGACCACGCGAUCUUCCGCACGACUCAAUGCAGAUGAACAGAAAUGA